UAUUUCGAUGAAUUGUAACCGUAAUUUAAAUUUUGCUUUUCUAACAACACAUAAAUUAUUCGCAAUGGCGUCGGCUGGAAAACUGAAAACAUUCGGCGACAAACCAAAGUCGUUUGCUUUAGAAGAAGAUGGAGAAACAUAUUACAUAGGUUCAGAGGUAGGCAACUACUUGCGAAUGUUUCGGGGUUCCUUGUAUAAAAGGUUUCCUUCUAUGUGGAGAAGACUAAUAACAGCAGAUGAACGAAAAAAAUUGGCACAAAUAGCUGGAUUUGGACAACAUUCUUUAGCUACCAAUAUAACAUUGUUGCGCUCAAAGGAAGUUGAUGAAAUAAUAGAAAGUGGUGGUGAAAAGUACAAGGAUGUGGCUGUUCCAGCAGAAGUUAACUCAGUAAAAAGGGGUGACCCAAAGACAAAGCGAGCCACUUGGGUACCAACCGUUCCAAGCUCUUCUCAUCAUCUUGAUGCAGUGCCUUGCUCUACUCCAAUCAACAGAAACAGAAUAGGCAAACCAAAAGUUCGGACAUUUCCUUUAUGCUUUGAUGACUCAGAGCCGUCCCAGAUCCAUGAAAACAGCACUCAGCCAGAGAACCUGGUGCCAAUACGCCUUGACAUGGAGUAUGAGGGACAGAAGCUCAGGGACUGCUUUACAUGGAAUAAAAAUGAAAUGUCUAUAACCCCUGAAAUGUUUGCCGAAGUGCUGUGUGAUGACCUUGACCUGAAUCCAGUGAACUUUGUGCCUGCCAUAGCACAGGUGAUACGGUCUCAGCUAGAGCAGUACCAGGCAGAUGCUGUCGAACCCGUCUCAGAUGAACCUGUAUCAGAUCAGAGGGUUAUUCUUAAGUUGAACAUUCAUGUGGGUAAUAUAUCUCUCAUGGACCAGUUUGAGUGGGAUAUUUCUGAACCAGACAACAGUCCAGAAGAAUUUGCAACAAAACUCUGUGCUGAACUUGGUCUUGGUGGUGAAUUCGUCACAGCAAUAGCUUACAGUAUACGUGGUCAGAUCAGUUGGCACCUGAAAACAUACGCCUUUAGGUACGAAAGUGAGACUCCACUGCCUGUGGUUGAAGUUGCCAUCAGGAGUCAGAACGAGGCAGAUAACUGGUGUCCCUUCCUGGAGAUACUCACUGACCAGGAAAUGGAGAAAAAAAUACGAGACCAAGACAGAAACACACGACGUAUGCGUCGCCUGGCCAACACAGCACCCACUUGGUAACAUGAUGGUUUGAGGUUACAAAAUGCGCAAGCUUCCGAGAAGUGUUCACCCAUAAAGAUGAAUAGAUCUUACUUUUAUAGAAUAAAAAGGAGCUAUCAUGAACAUUGUUAUGUUGUCUGCAAUUUGGGCAGAAGACAGGGUUAAUGUUGUUGUAUGAGUGUCCCCUAACGUUGCCACUAAAUCUUCCAAUAUAAUUAGCACUCAAAAAAGUGAUUUAAAAUGACUGACAUUCUAAAUGGAUCAAAAGACUUUAUUAUAGCUCAUCAUUUUAUUACAACAGCUAAUGAAGCAUUAUUAGUUUAACAACCAUUUAAUAUGCAUCAUGAAUAUAUUUGUUAAACUGUUCAGAAAAAAAUAAAUUUACUAGAUCUUAAAGAGUGUAAACUGUUGUCAAUAAUUUACUUAUAAAACAAACUCAAACAAAAAGUUAUGGAACUGACCAUAACAGUGUUGUGAAUUGAACUCACUAGUGUCCAUCUCUGUUUAAAUUGAUCAAGAAUUUAACUGUACAAUUUAUUCACAAUUUAACAGAUUAGGGUACAGAUAAAUACAUAGGCAGCGGAUACCUUUUCAUUGUAUUUUUUACCUGUCAUAAGGAUUGUUUUGAAGAAAAUUCCAGCCAAAUAACUAGAUUUUUUAAACUGAAUUUCUUGCUAGUUAUAUAGAGAUAACAAAGUACUUGAUUUUGUUCUCUUGUCCUGUCAGACUAGCAGAUACAUCAUUCUUUAAUAUCGAGCCCUUACAUACCUUAACAGGCCUUUGAAACUGCAGACUAAAAAAUUACCAGUCCUUCUACAACUUAGUUUUUUUAAAUUGUUAAGAAGACAAACCAAAGGUAUUGAGCUUAAAGCCGUAGAGACUAAGUGCAUGUUGCUUGGUAGAUUUAAUGCUCUUCAAAUGGUAAAGCUUAUGAUGAAGGUUUUGUUACAUAUAAUUCUCAUUCAUUGGGUAGCUGGCAUGUCCAAUGAUGAGGAUUCAGUUGGAAUGAUUCUUAAUAACUUAAAAGUACAGUAUGGAUCAUAAAAAUAAUAUAUUACUCGUCAUCUUUUAUAUGGCAAAGAUCUGGUGAUGAGUGGUAGUUACAUUGAACAACCAAACAUGAUGCUUUAUCUUGAUUUAUUACACAAAUUAAUCAGAUUAUUAAUAUGUAGAAUUUCCAUUAUGUUGUCAUUUCAUGAAUCAUAAAGACGAACACAUCAAGGUCGUUUUUUAUUCGUUUUUUAUUACAUUGUUGACCAGGCCUAUUAGCCCAGUUUGUAUAGCACUGGACUUCAAAUUGGAGGAUCGCGGGUUUGAUCUCUGGCCCACCCAGAUGAGAUCCUUUCUACUGUCAUUAAGCUCCUACUUCUGAUUCAAGUAGGGCAAUUGUUACUGGAAUAAGUGUAUGCACUUAGUAGUGGUAAACCAGCUAUUCCAGGAAAAGUGAGAGUUAGUGAAACUGACCGCCAAAAUGAGAAUGAAAUACUGUUAAAAACUGUGAAAAUGCUACUCAACAAAUUAGGAACCUACAGUUAUAAUCAUGAAUGUGUUGUUUAUUUUUAUGUAUGUAUAAUGUCAUCACUGUGCAAUUAUAAUAAAAUUGUUGUAAGAG
This is a messenger RNA of Dreissena polymorpha, 2804 nucleotides long. Its product is annotated as SWI/SNF-related matrix-associated actin-dependent regulator of chromatin subfamily B member 1-like. Gene Ontology annotation, molecular function: transcription coregulator activity. Bases 8 to 1213 code for a protein of 401 amino acids. The record is from RefSeq and is a predicted model, not a curated record. Gene Ontology annotation, biological process: chromatin remodeling; regulation of transcription by RNA polymerase II. Gene Ontology annotation, cellular component: nucleus; nuclear chromosome. The transcript is spliced from 10 exons. NCBI's taxonomy places the organism in Eukaryota, Metazoa, Mollusca, Bivalvia, Myida, Dreissenidae.